Benincasa hispida (wax gourd) is the source of this 798-nucleotide messenger RNA. Lineage: Eukaryota; Viridiplantae; Streptophyta; Magnoliopsida; Cucurbitales; Cucurbitaceae. The record is from RefSeq and is a predicted model, not a curated record.
AUGGAUGAUCACUUGCUGAACUUGGGUUUUGUGAAGAUUCUAAGUGAAUCCACACUCUAUGUGAAGAAAUCAAGUACUGCUAUUGUGAUUGUAUCUCUCUAUGUAGAUGAUUUGUUAGUGACGGGAAGUGAUGAUGUUCAGAUAGAGAUAUUCAAGAAAGAAAUGAUGAAGGUGUUUGAGAUGACUGAUCUAGGUCCGAUGCAUUACUUCCUAGGUAUGGAAAUUCAACAAAGGCAGAAUGAAAUGCUCCUCUGUCAGAAGAAGUAUGUAAGAGAGAUAUUGAAGAUGUUCAAUAUGGAGGAGUGUAAGAGUGUGAACACUCCAAUGAUUCAGAAGAAGAAGUUACAAAAGAAUAAUGGAGAGGAACCUACCGAUGAGAAUGUGUAUAGAAGUUUAGUUGGAUGCUUCAUGUAUCUCACAUCUAUUAGGCCUGACAUUAUGUACAUUGUAAGUGUCUUAUCUAGAUUUCUUCACUGUCCAAGCAAGAAUAAUAUGGUUGCUGGAAAAAGGGUUAUGAAAUAUCUAAAAGGCACACUAUCUUUUGGGAUCAAAUUUAGUAAAGUUGAAAAUUUUAAGUUGCAAGGCUACUCAGAUAGUGAUUGGGCUGGGUUAUUAGAUGAUAUGAAGAGCACCUCUGGCUAUUGUUUCACUUUUGGCUCAGGAUGUUUCUCAUGGUGUUCAAAAAAUCAAGAUAUAGUGGCUCAGUCAACUGCAGAAGCUGAGUUCAUUGCAACGAUGACAGCAGUCAACCAAGCUGUUUGGUUGAAGAAAUUGAUGCAUGACUUGUAUCUGAAGUAG